Molecule: messenger RNA, 3267 nt
Organism: Truncatella angustata
Lineage: Eukaryota; Fungi; Ascomycota; Sordariomycetes; Amphisphaeriales; Sporocadaceae
Exons: 2
Coding region: 1-3267 (1088 amino acids)
Source: RefSeq, a predicted model, not a curated record
AUGGGGAGUCGGAGGAAGUCGAUUCUAGGUCGCCCGCAGUCAUGGGUGUCGACGUCGAAAAACGCACCCGAAAUCCGGCAGCCUACGGAGGAGGAGCCAGCCAGACUCGACGACAUAGAGAAUGACAAAAAGGAAGCCGACGGUUCUGGCCUGUUGCAGCCACCAGAGAGGACUAGUUCAUUCGCAUCUCUUACAAGACGCUCAUGGAUGUCCACAUCGCGAACCCCGUCGCCUUCCGCGAAUGCACCAGAGGCUGCAGACUACCUUUCCCAUGAAACCCGCGAGCGCUCUUCGAGUGUCUCCUCCGCCAAACUGAAGAAGUUUUCUCGCAAACGCCCCAUGUCAACCAUCGAAAGCGACGGCAACAAGUCCUCCGAAUCGCUCGGAAAACUCAGCACGUUUGUGGGAAAGAUGAAGCACCGCCCUCAAAGCGGCCUCUUCAAAGGCGCAACGCCCGACGAUGCAGAUAGUGCCGCAUCUUCAGUCGCUAGCAUCGCUCCAGCAUCAACUUCUACCAGGCCUUCGAACGCAGCUUCCGACAAUACCGUCCCUUCGGUUACCGACGAUGUCGCACAACCAUACGCAUCACCGCAAGCUCGCGAUCCGCUCUGGACCGUCUUCAAGAGCCUGGACUCGGAGCACGCCAAGUUUCAGGCGAGGAAGCCCGCUGAAAGAAUGAAGCAAGUCCGGAUUGUGCUGAUACCUUUCUUGCGGAGCUAUGCUUCUCAUCCGUCCAACAAGAAGCUUGGCGCAGAGCAUGUCGAGCAGAGAGCGAACAUCCUCAACAAAUGGUGGACCGGAUUGCUAGAUUUGCUCGAUGGACCCGCGCAAUCAUCCUUGCCUGGAGCAGAUCGGCCGUUACUACACGAGGUAACGUCACUACUCAUGAUGCGACCGGAAUGGCGCAUGAAUACAGCAGUUUUUCGACCUCUGGCAGAUCGGGAUCUUCAGGAGCGGGUGAGCAGGAAAGGGCGAGCACGAUCCGAGACCUCGAACGAUUCGGGAAGUCCGACAGACUCUGACUUCAUAAGAGAGUCGGCAGAACACAACGUCAGAACCAUGUUUACGACGAACUUAGUGCGCCAGAUGGCAUUCGUGGUGGAAAAGAUGGCGCAACGACACAUGCCUUUGAGUUUGGUGAACUUUGCUGGCAAAGCUUGCGCAUAUGCAUUUUUCUUCGUACCGGGAAUUGGUGAAGUUUUGGUGAGACUGUGGGCUCUGACAGCUAGCUUGAUCCGUCGGGUGGCUGAUGAGUUUCGAUUGCCCCGGCGCAGCAAAGGCGAGAGCGAUGACAUUGUUGCUCUUUUCCCGCCCAAUAUGGGCGAUCUUGGCUGGACUGCUGUCAAGCACAUGACGAGUACCUUGAGGCUGCCUACGAAGCUCCCUCUGGCUGCCGCAAAAAUUGGAUGGCACGGUCCCUGGCUUUCGAGAUGGCGAGGUCGAGACACUGAUCUGUUCUUCAUCUUCUGCAAGUACUACUUCAUUCUGGCAGAGGAAUUUGUACCUUCAGAGCUCCCAUUAGUUGAGAAGGGUCGGGCUCCAGCAUUCGUACUGGUCAACGCCCAAAUUCUGUCGACGUUGGACUCGACGGUGCAUCGCCAGGCAGCCUUCAACGCCGUGGCGUACCCAGCCGCAGAUGGAAUCGAUGCCAGUGCCACAGCUUUACCCUUCGCACCGAACAACAACGUCAUGAAAGGCAUGGCCGAAAACCGCUUGAUUGUUCUGCUUAAAGAUUUUCUAUCUGCAAGCUCAGUUGCCUUCAUGCCCGCGCGGCAUACCUUCGCGGAAGCAUUUAUGGCGUUGAUGAAAGCAGCCGUGAAACGAACCUUGCAAUUUGACCAGCAGGCAUGCUUCACACUUUGCGACUUCCUGGAAGAAUCACUUGUCGCUUAUGACGGGUAUGUCGAUGUUGAAAGGCCCACUCUGGAGUACAUCGAUUGGCCAUUUUGGUUCGACGUUUUCAAGAAGAUCAUGGAUACCAGUAACGCUGGGUCUGAAAUUAGAGUCUUGUCGCUGAUCUUUUCAAUUUGGGAUACGAUCGCUAGCAAUCAGAGCCGAAAAGAGUCCAUCUGCUUGGGCUGGCUGUUGAAAGAAGACGUUUUCUAUCAAUGGUUCAACAACUGGUGCCCUAUGGUCAGAGCAUACUACAUGCGUCUCCUCUGCUGGCGGAUCUGUCGAGACGCCGGCAGUGCAAAUGAAUUGGAUGCCAAGAUUUUUGUGACCGUUAAUAAUCGGUUGAAGAACGUUUGGUCCCAUUAUCUGUGGCAGAAGCAUGAGGCUGAGCUGCAAAGAAAGCUCCCGCCGUGUACAGCUCCAUCAUGGCCCACCCCUGGGAAACGUUUCAUGAUCAUUCGUACAGAGGUUCCUGCUACCCAAGGCGGACUCAUGAUGGGCUUCGAUACAUUUUCGACACCCAUGGGCCCUCUCGAGCCCACCGUAACACCAGCCAGUCCCAGAGGCUCUGCAGAAAUGCAACUCACCGAGCCUGCCGCGUACAAGAAGAAAUGGAACCUUUUUGGCAAGGUGCUUUCAUUUGGCAACCCCAGUGGCAUGCAAGACCUCGAAGCCAUGAGGCGGGAGACGGCUGCCUCUCGCAAGCCUGUACCUCCCCCGAAGUCUAGCAGUACACCUACACCCCCAGCAUCCGACUCAGAUAGCCUUGGCUCUUCACCAACGUAUGAAGCACUUCAAUAUGUCUUCCGCUUCACCCUCCAGUGGAACAAUGCUGGAACUAUGGCGCCCCCAGCUAGGAUCUUGAUACGACCUCGACUUCCGGCACCAGCUCAAUCCUGGGUAAGCGCCAAGAUGAGGAACACUGACGGUACCCCCGCUCCACCAGCGGCUGGCAGACCGGCCGCCACGAGAGCGGUGUCGGGCAGCGCAAGCAAGGGACUCAUUGAAGCUGCUAAGAACGCGGAUCCCGAGGCAGUGUCGCCUACAACACAGACUGCGCCUAGGAUAUCGCUCAAUUUCGAUACUCACGAUAACUUUAAUUCACUUGGUCCUGUCGAGACUAGAGUUAGUGACGAGCAAGUCCGUGCUCCGGCUCCUAUGGCGCCCAACGCAGAGCCCGUCGUCUUGCCUGUGAAACCCACGGGUUUCUACACACAAUCGUCGACCUACGCAGGACGCGCUCUUGCUGAAUGGGGCUUAGUAGUUGCUGAGUGCAACAACUUCGUCGAUAGGCGACGUGAAGAAGGUGUGCUUGGCCUCAGCGAGAUUGAAGUCCCGUCCCUAGGUGUCGAAGGGUUCCGAAAGAUAGGCUAG